ACGAUUCAAAUUCGCGCCUUUCGUGAAUGCACCAUUGCAUUACGAUUUCCGGUGACGACGUGUAGUGAAUAUCGGACUGUAAAGUUUCUUCUCUUUUCCGGUUCUUUUGGAACGUAUAUCAUAUUUGUGCAAAAUGGCUAAACGCACGAAGAAGGUUGGAAUCACUGGUAAAUAUGGUACUCGAUAUGGUGCCUCUCUCAGAAAAAUGGUUAAGAAAAUGGAAAUUACCCAGCACAGCAAAUACACCUGCACCUUCUGUGGCAAGGAUGCUAUGAAACGGAGUGUAGUGGGUAUCUGGUCCUGCAAACGUUGCAAGAGGACUGUUGCUGGAGGUGCAUGGGUAUAUUCAACAACAGCUGCUGCUUCUGUUAGAUCUGCUGUCAGGAGGUUACGUGAAGUUAAAGAACAGUAAAUAAAUAUAAUAUGUAGUUCAUAAUGA
Messenger RNA from Bombus terrestris (buff-tailed bumblebee), 439 nucleotides. It is a transcript of the gene RpL37A, whose product is annotated as 60S ribosomal protein L37a. The transcript is spliced from 3 exons. The coding region runs from base 134 to 412 and encodes 92 amino acids. The record is from RefSeq and is a predicted model, not a curated record. Gene Ontology annotation, molecular function: structural constituent of ribosome. Gene Ontology annotation, cellular component: ribosome. Gene Ontology annotation, biological process: translation. NCBI's taxonomy places the organism in Eukaryota, Metazoa, Arthropoda, Insecta, Hymenoptera, Apidae.